AUGCCUGUAGUUACCAAAUGUUGUGAUAAACAUGAUAUCUGUUAUGAUACUUGUAACGAAAACAAAGAAAAUUGUGAUGAUCAAUUUAGAGUCUGUUUACAGCAAGUCUGUCGCAAAGUGAAAGACGUGUUUUCAACUGAUGCCUAUAAUGGUAAUAUUUGUGAGUCUACUGCUGAUAUGAUGUAUACUGGUGUAUUUGGUUUAGGCUGUAAAUCAUUCAAGGAUUCACAGAAAAACGCCUGUUUGUGUCCAGAGGAAAAAUCCAACCAGAGAGCAAGGAGAAGUACCGAGUUAUGA
Lottia gigantea (owl limpet) is the source of this 297-nucleotide messenger RNA. RefSeq lists its product as hypothetical. Gene Ontology annotation, molecular function: calcium ion binding; A2-type glycerophospholipase activity. Gene Ontology annotation, cellular component: extracellular region. Bases 1 to 297 code for a protein of 98 amino acids. The transcript is spliced from 2 exons. NCBI's taxonomy places the organism in Eukaryota, Metazoa, Mollusca, Gastropoda, Lottiidae. The record is from RefSeq and is a predicted model, not a curated record. Gene Ontology annotation, biological process: phospholipid metabolic process; arachidonate secretion; lipid catabolic process.